Messenger RNA from Grus americana (Whooping crane), 1053 nucleotides. RefSeq names its product G protein subunit alpha transducin 1 (gene GNAT1). The transcript is spliced from 8 exons. NCBI's taxonomy places the organism in Eukaryota, Metazoa, Chordata, Aves, Gruiformes, Gruidae. Gene Ontology annotation, biological process: adenylate cyclase-modulating G protein-coupled receptor signaling pathway. The coding region runs from base 1 to 1053 and encodes 350 amino acids. Gene Ontology annotation, molecular function: G protein-coupled receptor binding; GTP binding; GTPase activity. Gene Ontology annotation, cellular component: heterotrimeric G-protein complex. The record is from RefSeq and is a predicted model, not a curated record.
AUGGGUGCUGGGGCCAGCGCUGAGGAGAAGCACUCCCGCGAGCUGGAGAAGAAGCUCAAGGAGGACGCUGAGAAGGAUGCCAGGACCGUGAAGCUGCUGCUGCUGGGAGCAGGGGAGUCGGGGAAGAGCACCAUCGUCAAGCAGAUGAAGAUCAUCCACCAGGACGGUUACUCGCUGGAGGAAUGCCUGGCGUUCAUCGCCAUCAUCUACAGCAACACGCUCCAGUCCAUGCUGGCCAUCGUGCGGGCCAUGACCACCCUCAACAUCCAGUAUGGGGACUCGGCUCGCCAGGACGAUGCCCGCAAGCUGCUGCACCUCUCAGACACCAUUGAGGAGGGCACCAUGCCCAAGGAGAUGUCAGACAUCAUCGGGCGGCUCUGGAAGGACGCGGGCAUCCAAGCCUGCUUUGACCGUGCCUCUGAGUACCAGCUCAACGACUCAGCUGGCUACUACCUGUCAGACCUGGAGCGCCUGGUGACCCCCGGCUAUGUCCCCACGGAGCAGGACGUGCUGCGGUCCCGUGUCAAGACCACUGGCAUCAUUGAGACCCAGUUCUCUUUCAAAGACCUCAACUUCAGGAUGUUUGACGUGGGCGGCCAGCGCUCGGAGAGGAAGAAGUGGAUCCACUGCUUCGAGGGGGUGACCUGCAUCAUUUUCAUCGCAGCCCUCAGCGCCUAUGACAUGGUCCUGGUGGAAGAUGAUGAAGUGAACCGCAUGCACGAGAGCCUGCACCUCUUCAACAGUAUCUGCAACCACCGCUACUUCGCCACCACCUCCAUUGUCCUCUUCCUCAACAAGAAGGACGUCUUCCUGGAGAAGAUCAAGAAGGCCCAUCUCAGCAUCUGCUUCCCCGACUACGACGGUCCCAAUACCUAUGAGGACGCGGGCAACUACAUCAAGCUGCAGUUCCUGGAGCUGAACAUGCGGCGGGACGUGAAGGAGAUCUACUCCCACAUGACCUGCGCCACCGAUACCGAGAACGUCAAGUUCGUCUUCGACGCAGUCACCGACAUCAUCAUCAAGGAGAACCUCAAGGACUGCGGGCUCUUCUGA